Pseudo-nitzschia multistriata is the source of this 4189-nucleotide messenger RNA. Lineage: Eukaryota; Bacillariophyta; Bacillariophyceae; Bacillariales; Bacillariaceae. The record is from the annotation of a GenBank genome assembly.
CACCAACCACAAUCAAUGAUUUAAGACUAUGAGGACGGUCAAUAUUCCAAUCCUUGCUCUGGUUUCGUCGGCGAUACCAGAAUCGUCCGAAGCAUUUGUUACCUCGAGGCGAGCUACCACUUCGAAAAAUAAUGCUAGUCCUGUGCACUUAGGGGAGUCGAGGAAUGGCGCAUCUCCGUCGCCUCAUGUUCAAGAAAGAAAACUGCUUCUCUUUGCGUCGGCGGAUAGAGAAGAUGGUGCCAUCGGCAGCUUGGAAGAACUAGAAUCCAAGAUCUUGGGUAUGAAGGUCGCUGAAUUAAAAGCCGAUCUAAAACGCCACCAGCAGCCAAUCAGUGGUUUGAAAAAGGUUUUACAGGAAAGAUUGCUGAAUUUUUAUCGCGUUUCGAACAACGAAGGUUCGGAAGGAGAAGUACAAGCCGAGAGUAUGGCAGCGAUGGACGGCGAUAUCGAUAUCGACAGCCAUAGUGAGAACGAUAGUGGGGAUGUAGAAGGAGAUGAAGAUGAGGAAGGAGAAACAAUAAUGGAAGCGGAGGAGGAAGAAGAUUGCGAUCGCGAUGGUGAUGAUGACCGCAAUCUCGCAUGGGUAAAUUCAAAAUCGAGAUGGAAGAAAAAAACAUUCCUGUUGAUGGAAGAUGUUCGAAAAUUGGUGCAUUCGAGAGACGCAAGAGCUAGAAAAAAAGGUCCCAAAAAAGCCAAAGAAGCACUCCGACGAAUGCAGCAAUGGAUAUCUCUGUCGCCUUCGUCUCUGAACAGCGGCGAUGAACAAGAAGCCACAAUCACGUUUGACCAGAGAUCCACGCUAUUGAAAGCCUACAACUUGUGGAUCCAUGCGCUCGCCAAGUCCGGAUACGACGAUGCCGGUAACCAGGCCGAGGAAAUCCUGAACGAGAUGCGAAGGAACGCCUCGAGUGGUGGUCCGAGUCCAAACGACGUUACCAUAGCGUCGGUGAUGGACGCCCAUGCGCAUUCGGCAAGCGUGUCGUCGUCCUCGAGUGGUGGGGCCAAGGCCGCCGAGGCCUUUUUGUUCCGAUUGCUGGAAAAACACGAGGCGAACCACAACGAUAUCCCCUGGUCUCACGAUGGCGGUGAUACGCUGCGUGAUACUCUGGUAGUUACUUGUGACACUAUGCUAAACGCCUGGGCUAGAGAGGGGACCAUGGCGAGUGCCGAACGGGCUCUGACGAUCCUUGUUCGUUUGGAAGAUUAUCAACGCCAAACGCAACGGCAGAAGAAGAAAAGUCGCUCAAAGAGCAUCGAAACAGAACCAUCAACAAAGAUGAGAAAAACACGACCAAUUUCGUAUUCGACAGGUAUGUACGGCAUGAAAAUCGUUUGACUUCACGUUGUAUGAAAUCUAAAACGCGAAUCUGAACAUUCUCUCUCAUCCUAUUCUCAUCAUAUUGCUAUUCCCCAGUCAUGAACGCUUGGGCAAAUGUACGUACCGCGGAAGCCGCAGAGAAGGCAGAAGCCACUCUCGACAACCUGGUGCUAAGAGCCAAGGCAGACAAGAAGGCGGAGAAGAAGAAUGAUAUUGUUAUACAAUCAAAGUUGGUCACUAUCCAACCAGAUACCAUUCUCUUCAAUUCCGUCAUUCAGUGCUGGGCUGCUUCGAGAGAUAUAAAAUCGGGUAAAAAAUCUCUGCAACUACUGGAACAAAUGAAAGAGCUAGCAGGGGUGGGUCGUGGCGAUAGCACAGACGAUGACGAAAUCUACUUCGACACUCAUCCCGAUAUUAUUACCUACAACACGAUCCUUUCUGCCUGGAGCCAUUGCGGAAUGAAAAAUGCCGCACCACAGGCAGAGAAAAUCGUGAAGGAGUUGGUGGCGGAACAAGAGGAAAGAAGGGAACGAGAACUUGGCGCUGGAGGCGGCGGACCAAAUGUGUCAGCCGUAGUGGUGAAUACGGUUACGUUCAAUACGGUUCUAGAUGCAUGGUCGAAAUCCAAGCUUCCCGGAGCUACCGAUCGAGCGGGGAAGCUUUUGAAUUACAUGAUUCAAUCUCAAGAUCCCCAUAUAGUACCCGAUGUCUUCUCCUUUACUUGCGUCAUGGAUACUUUGGCCAAAUCCAAGGAGCCCAGCAAAGCGUCGCAGACGCGAGAGUUGUUGGACAGAUUGAUUCAAAUGCACCAAGACGCAUUGCAAAACGGAGGUAAACGCAAAGCAGAUGCAUUGCGCCCAACGCAGAUCCCAUACAACACAGUAUUGAAUGCAUGUGCAUUUUCAGCAUUAAAGACUCCCGAACAAGAAAGGAGAGAUGCUAUCCGAAUCGCGGUCGAUAUCUACAGAGCUAUGUCGUCGAGAAUAGAUUUGGCGUCCUUCAGGAGAAAAGGGAACGGAAGCAUUGUCGCACGAGACUCCGUUACCUACGGACUCAUGCUCAAAUGCAUCGCCAAUCUAAUGCCGAAAGGUAAGGUGCGGAGCCAGAUGGCUCUCCAGAUCUUCCGGGAUUGCCUCGACGAUGGCCUCGUCGGAUUCAUGGCUUGGAACGAGGUGCGCCGGGCGGUGCCAUCUAAAAUCAUCCAACAGGAGUUUGGGUUCAAGCGGCAAAUCGGACAGCUGGAAUCAAAGGAUCUACCGAGAGAGUGGACGAAACAUUGCAAGACGAAUAAGAAAUUCGACAAGCAACGACAGAGGGAGCAAAGCGCUCGCCAUAAGAAAACCAAAUCUGAACCUAAGAAGAAAGAACAACCAGCAAAAGCCUUUAUCAUCGAACGGUCAUUUGCAACCGGAAAGGACAUGUAAACGCAACGCUGUAAUAAAAUCGCCUUUUAAAAUCUUCUGAGGAAAAUUACAACUGUUGCUUGUCCAUCCUCUCUCCAAUCGAUUAUUCCCCUUCAAAUUUUAAAAUAUUUUCGUUUGGGUACUCGUAGCGGUAGAAAUCCAUAGUACCGGUACUCGUAUGGUUAUUCCAGGUUUUCUGUGGUAAACUCUUCGUCCUCCUGUUCCAGCGAUGGCGGUAACGGCAUGAAUUUCUGUCUAGAUACCUACCGUACUCAUACUCCUGAAAUAGCCUCACACGAACAGUAGUAUGUGUCAUCGCUCGUGCAUCACCAUGUGUGUUCGUGUAUCUACUCUGAACAAAGAAUCAAUAUCUCCGUACUGUACUGAACUUACUGAGCUGGUGAAAAGAGUACCGUACCAUAACAGUACGAAACCAAAAACUAAGUCCUGAAUGACACCAUUGAAAACAAGAGUUGGUUUACCUUCUGAGAUAUCAAAAUAGUAGUGUAGGUUACUGCAAAAUAAAUUACAGUACUAUUGUGCCCUCAUGCCGACAAAGGUACGUCGUGGUUUUCGAGUGAAUUGAAUUAUUUAAUGAUACUGCGAUUUUAUCAAAGGUACGUAUCCUUAAAUACGAAAAAUUCUGUAGUAAUUAUUUCCAAACGGGUGAUACUCUCGUAUGGACGAAGCAACGUAUCGCACAGGAGGAGGAAGUUUCUGACACAUACAUCCUUGCACGAUUGAUUGGAUGGCUUUAAUUUUAGUGUACCGGUAGCUUUGUCGUGAAAGGUUCUUUUGUUCUCAUCUGUCUCCACGAGUAUUUGACAUGCGCGUUGAUAUUUUCAUGCUUAGGUGCUGGCAUAUUUCGUACCUGCCUUUACACACACCUGCACCUCCAUCAUACGGCCCUCUCAUCAGUUGAUGAUAGAAGGGAUGUUGUGAAUACGUUGAGAGCUGUCAUUUUGAAGAAUGCUAAGAAGCACGAGUACCAUGCUGCACGUAAAUUCUACGACUGCAAGCUACGUCGACGAAGACCUUUCUUCGCUUUUCAUCCCACUCCUUCAAAUAUUCUUUUCAUUUUGUCGUGCAGAAUCUUUCAGAACACAUUCAUACCGGUACGGUAAGUUGAGACCUUUAACCUUUUCUCAUUUCAAGCAAAUUGUGAUAGUCGUCAACAACUUUGCGUUCAUACACGAUCCAUUGCAAGAAAUUAAAAAAGCAAGAUUGAAUUUCAUUUGUCAUUAUUUUCUGAUUCAUUGAUUUCCUUUGCGACCGUCGUCAUAUCUAACAAAAACUAUCUUCCGUCGGACACGAACAAAUUGAAUCCAUUGAAACGACAGACUAAGAGGAUUGUACCGGAUCUGACUGCACAACUGCAGAAAAAUAUCGAAACAAUUGAAACGCGCACAAAAGAUGAAGAUGACCACCGAUCUCGAGCAGGACACGUCUCAAGAUUAUAUCGAAGACA